Messenger RNA from Bursaphelenchus xylophilus (pine wood nematode), 6041 nucleotides. The record is from the annotation of a GenBank genome assembly. Lineage: Eukaryota; Metazoa; Nematoda; Chromadorea; Rhabditida; Aphelenchoididae.
AUGAAGCUCCCAAUCCUCUUCUUCGCCGCAAUUUUGGAGACUUUUGCUCAGUGGGAUGAGAGCGCUGCCUAUAAGAGUUUGCUGUUCGAUUGCCCCGAGGCGGCCGAAUACUUUCCCCCGGACGCAAUACGUGGCCAUAUUUUUGGUAUAACGCGGUUCGCGGUCCCGUAUUUCCACAAUUACACGUUCGACCUGGAAACACUGGAAAUCGAUGCGGCCAAGUAGGGAGUUGGUUUCGAGGUUCGGCAUUACAGAGCUGAAAAUCAACUAACAAAAUUCUCGUGAUUUCAGCGCUUCCAGGCCUGUGACACAUAUUUACAACUCCUGGGCAUUCUUUGGGGAUUUUCAUCAGCCCGAGACGCCUCAUCUAAACUCCUGGGUAUUCAAUGCGGAAUUUCAACAUUUUGGAAUUCUGCGAUAUGUAGAAGAAGAACGGUAAGUAUUACUCUGAGUGCAACACUCUGAUUUUUAUGAAAUUUGGCACAAAUUUGGAAUAAUCCUUUCGUAUGCUGGACUGCCAGUCUGCGUUUUGCAGAAACGAGUCAGAUCUUUUUUUCUUUUUUCUUUUUUUUUGAAAAAGCGGCAUUUUUUGGAAAAGAUGCAAAAACAAAAAAAUAAAAAAAAAUUUUUGAAAAAAAAUUGAGAAAAAAACGAAAAAAAAGGAAAUAAAGGAAAAUAAAAAAAAUAGGAAAAAGUUCCUUAUUCUGGCCACAAAAAUGUACUCUGCGAACUGCGCCCAAGCUUGGGAACUAAAGUUAAGAAAAAAGGCUUCUACCUAACUGGCACUGAUUACUAUAAUAGCUCUGUAGUUUUAAGGGUACCUACGAAGGCGAUAACGACCCAUUUAGUUCUUUACGGAGGCAAUAAGUUUAGUUCUGGACAGGUUUCAUCGUAUAAAGUGUAAAACCGCAGGCUGCAGCCGUUUUUGAAGGGUAAGGUGUUACGUAAAAAAAGGUACCUCACUAACUAAAUCCACUUGUCCGGGGAGUUGACAACGAUGAAUUGAGGCCCAAAUUUGGGCUAAUUCUGACCAGUUUCCAGUUGACGAAAGUUGGUCAUCUUUGAAGCUCUAUAAAAACCGCUACAAUAAACCAAACUACACGAAGCAUGUAUCAGUAGACAGCGUUUUCAACGCUCUUUCAGGCGAUAUUUACACAUGCACCAAAGCUUUAAUUCUACUUGUAAAAAAAGCACAACUAAAAAAACGGCACGGUCAUACUUCUAACAGGGGAAAUACUCCAAGUGCGACGCUCACAAGGGAAGUCGUUCAGAUCGCAAAUGAACUAUGACAUGAGACCUGUGUGGUUUUAUGGUCACAUACUCUACUAUAACGAAUAUAAAGGCAUUUUUGCGUCUGGGCCCAAUCUACAUAAAGGCACAAAUCUACAUAAAAUUGGAAAAGCACAAAAAAAAUUUUUUUUACGCAUACUGUAGUGUACACAGUAGUCUUACCCUUUACAUUGCAGGUGAAAGGAAUCGAACCCAGCCCCCCGGCCCAAAAGAAGAUUCGUUAGACGAGCGCUCUUUCCACUCGGCCAACUGGGCAGCUGUUUGGGUUUGCUUUCGGAGAGAGGACUUUUUCGGCGCUCUCUUCUUGCGAAACUUUAUAGUCGAUUUUCUCGGCCGCGGGGGCCCAGACGCAAAAAUGCCUUUAUAUUCGAUAUAGUAGAGUAUGUGACUAUAAAACCACACAGGUCUCAUGUCAUAGUUCAUUUGCGAUCUGAACGACUUCCCUUGUCAGAUUUUGAUGAAACUUGGCACAAAUUUAGAAUAACUCUUUAUAAGAUUCAUCCGAGAAUCCUAGCUCGCGCUUUGCAGAAACAACCGAGAUUUUUAGAUCGAAAGUCAGCCAAAAUUUUGGACUUUUUGCCGAAUUUUGGCACGAAAAUUUUCAUGCCUACUUCUACUGUAAAGGAUAAUGUUUCUACAAAAAAUCAAAAUUUUCCGCACGAAACUGCCAAAGUUAUGGCCAAAAAGCGCUUUUCUCGGAACUUUCACCCUUUCAUUUUCAGCAAACCUUUUUAUGACUUAUGGUUCAACGGCUGGUACGGUCUGGCCUAUGGUUAUCUCUCCGGAAUUGUCGACAUUUUUCAACGAGUCUUUACGGAAGGAAAAAACCUGUUUUAUUGGAGUCGGAACGGCUCGACGAUUACACUUAACCGAUUUCAAGUACCGGUUUAUAUACUCCCACCGUAUGAUGACAUCAAAAACUACUUUUACAUGCACGAUCUGCGCGUUAUGUAUUAUUUGAGGGGCGAUGAGUGUCUGCUGGUGGCUAAAAAUUUGGCAACGGUGAGAAAUUGAGGAAACUUUUGGAUAUAUUUGUUUUUUUUUUAAUUUUUUUUGUGUUUUUUUGUAUUUUUUUGUAUUUUUUUGUGUUUUUUUGUAUUUUUUUGUAUUUUCUUGAAAAAAUUUUUUUGGUAAAAGUUCCAUUUUUUGUUUUUUUUUUAAUUUUUUUGUAUUGUUUUAUAUGUUUUGUAUUUUUUUUUUAUUUUCUUGCAAAAUUUUUUUUGGUAAAAGUUCCGCUUUUUGUAUUUUUAUGUUCUUGCAAUAUUUUUUCUUAUUUUUAUUUUUAUUCUUUUUUUUAAACUUUUUUUUAUAUUUUUUUAAUUUCUUUCAGGCACCAAGUCCCCCAUCUCCCGGCCCUCCAGAACUAUGCUACAAACCACAUGGAAUUUAUGCCAGAGCCAAGAUAGGCGUAAUUUAUCCUCUUGUAUGUUGGUUUUUACAAUAUUUCGCACUAACAAGGGGAGUACUCCAAGUGCGACGCUCAGAUUUUGAUGAAACUUGGCACAAAUUUAGAAUAAAUUUUUCUAAGAUAUAUGCGAGAAUCCUAGCUCGUGCUUUGCAGAAACAACCGAGAUUUUUAGAUCGAAAGUCGACGAAAAUUUAGGACUUUUUGUCGAAUUUCGGCACGAAAAGUUUCGUGCCUAUUUCUACCGUACAGGAUAAUGUUUCUACAAAAAAUCAAUUUUUCCCGCUCGAAACUGCGAAAGUUAUGGCCAAAAAGCGUUUUUCUCUCUGACCGCUCUCCAUGUUUAGCGUGCUCUCUCGGCGGCAAAAAUCGUUCGAUAUCUCGGCGGCGCCCGCAAAGCGCGAGCUAAAACUUGCAGGAUUUGAUACUUAGUCCAUACCCGACGUUUAUGCAAAAUUUAAAGAAAAUCUGAGCGUCGCACUUGGAGUACUUCCCCUGUAAAAUAUAAGUAAUUUUGACAAUUUUAACAAUCUUUUAGUCCAAGUUCGCAUGGCUCGGACGACAUUGCAGAUCCCCGUUAUGGGACGAAUACGACGCACAUGCCUAUUAUUUCAUCCGUUUCGUUUAUUCACCGCCGUCGGUAGGUGGAAAUGAUUUUUAUUUUCGUUUAUGCACAGUGCAACGCAAAGUUUGGGGUGCAAAUUUCCAAGUUUUGAAAAUUGGUUUUUGCACGGUGCAAUAAAAAUCGUUUUUUGAGAGCUUUUUUUUGCACUGUGCAGACGCGAUGUUUUGAUCGCCCAAAUCGCGGAACUCUUUGAUUGCACGGUGCGUAGAAAGGUUUGGAGAUUUUUUGAACCGCACCGUGCAAAAAUUUUUUUGUCAAAGUUUCCUGUUGACUGCACAGUGCAAAAAGCAAAGACAAAAAGUUUCGAUCCGCACCGUGCAAACAGUUUUUUGGUUGCACUGUGCAGGCAACAAACAACUUGCUUUAAAAUUUUUUGCUACAGUUGUGAGUUUUUUUCAGGGCACCAAAAGAACAACGACCACCACCACGACUACUACCAUCACAACUACCACCACUACAACCACCACAGUAUUUUUAUUUUCUUUAUUUUUUUUUACCUUCGACCCAAGAUUUUUUGACUGCACAGUGCAGAAAUAAACAGUUCAAAUUUUUCUGACGUAAGUUUUAUUUUCAGACCACCACAACAACAACAACGACCACCACCACGACUACCACUACGAUGUCGACUACAGUACCCUCUACUGUAAGUUUAUGGCGGGUUCAAAAGCUGACAGGACUUUUUUGUCCUUUGAACAGGUUUUUAUUUGACUACACAGUGCAGUACCAGCUUUUUUGGAAUGUCACCUAACCGAAAUCGGCGACACGCACGGUGCGAAAAACAAAACUGCUCUUUGCACUGUGCGAAAACAAAAACUCUUCUUUGCACCGUGCAAUUGGCUUUUUUGGGUUGUCGCACGCACCCUGACUUUUUUCGCCCGGUGCACGUCGAACUGAGGAGUCCGGUGACCGGAAUAGACUCUUCGCUAUCAGCUUUUUACACUUCGUCUAUUUCGCAGAGAAAGAGAGAAAAAAGACACGCAAAAGCGAACUCUCUCGCCCCAAAAAUUCCCCAUUUCUUCCCCGACAAAACGUUUUUUCGCGUCUUUUUUUGGCAAAUUAACAAUCCACACCGGACUGUUUUAGCUUAUCUCAGUUUGACGUGCGGUGCAAACGCCAAAAAUCAGUCCAGCGACUCUCCGGAAGGACUAGUAAAAGAACAAAAAAAAAGACGUUUUCAAUUUUUACUGUAGGUUUUAUUUUCAGACAACCACAACAACAACGACAGCCACCACAACGACUACCACUUCAACGUCUACUACAGACCCCUCUACGGUAAGUUUAUGGGCAUUGCCCAAAACAGCAACAAGAAAUUUUUGAUUUUUAAAUUUUGGACUCUGCGAAAUUUGUGGCAGACCGCACUGUGGAUUGAGAGAAUUUUUUGACUGCACAGUGCAGUAGAAAUAGAAAAAAUUAUAAUUCCAAGGCUUAUUUUUAGACAACUACAACAACAACAACAAGGACCAACAUCACCACGACAGUCACUCCAACAUCUGAUACAGUAACCUCUAAUGUGUUGUCCUCAAGAAUUGUUCCCGGUACUAGAGAGUCGACUGAAAAGUAGGUUUUGUUGCAGUAGUCAAAAAAGCUUUUUAUUAUUAUCCUUGUAUCGCAAGAUGCGGAUUUUCGGCGAGAAUUCUUUAUUUUUGCUGCACGGUGCGAAAUUAGUUUUGCAUUUUUUGCACAGUGCAAUUUUUUGUCAAGUUUUUUUAUUGUGCGAUACAGUAAUUCUUUGGCUACCGGUACGGCCAAGUCCUCCAAUCGAACGUCCACUCAACUACCCUCUUCUGUAUCGCCAACAAGAAUUGAUCCCAAUGCCAAGCCAAGUACAAGUAAUAUGUCUUUUGUCACCACAGACUUGCCUGCACAGUAGGUUAUUUUACAGCAGGCCAAGAAGUUUUAAGCCAUUUCGAGACAUGAUUAUCUACUUUUAGCUUUGAUACGUUGGUUCUGGUCCCCUAUAACUCAGCUUUCUACAUCAGUGUUGACUCGCUUCUCGCCUUGCUAGCCCUUCUUUUACUGAGUUCCCUCGCAGGUGUGUUGGUCUACAGAAGAAGGAGAGAUAAGGUAAAGACAUUACUUUUAGGUCCUAGAAUGACGCUGCGUUUUUUAGAAAGAGAGAAACAUGAAUGCCUCAAAUCAGCGUCCUUUUAAGUCGACGGAAACUUUGAAAAAUGCAAGUGGUACUGUUGAUGUGAAGACAAAGACGGAAACUGGCAAGUCGUUCAAGGUAAGCGACGAAACUGAAAAUAUUUGUGGCUGAAUCAGAAAAAUGUCUUUUGAAGCGUGCCUCGCGGAAAGGCAUUUUAUUUAUAUUUUUUUGCAUUGUGAGGCAAAAAUUUUUUGGCACGGUGCAGUUAGAAUUAAACUAUUUUUUGUAAUGUGGUUUAAAUAUAAGCCUUCUUAGAUUGCCAUGAACACGGAAGACGAAAAUUUAACCCUCAAUAAAGCCAAAAAUGGUAACAGCAACAAGGUAAGAAUGGGGAUUCACCACCGUGCAUACCAAAAAAUGAUGACAGCACCGUGAAAUGGGAAAUUAAUUUUUGGCAUAGUGCAAGGUUUUUUGCUGUGAAAAAAGUGUUUCAAUAAAAUUUGUAAAUUUUGUCUUUUCAGAAAGCGAAGAAAGGAAAGAAGGGAAAGAAGAGUCUUGACCGCUCUGUUGUGAUCCAUAAACCCACAUCGCGCAAGUUUAAGAAAUCGGAUGGAAGCAAGAAGCUUCAUUAG